Messenger RNA from Lipotes vexillifer (Yangtze River dolphin), 1839 nucleotides. It is a transcript of the gene LRRC57, whose product is annotated as leucine rich repeat containing 57. The record is from RefSeq and is a predicted model, not a curated record. Gene Ontology annotation, cellular component: cytoplasm. The coding region runs from base 223 to 942 and encodes 239 amino acids. The transcript has 6 exons. Lineage: Eukaryota; Metazoa; Chordata; Mammalia; Artiodactyla; Lipotidae. Gene Ontology annotation, molecular function: protein binding.
GAGUGCUGGUCCCGGGUCCUCCCCUGCGGAGCCGGCUGUGAGCUGAGGGGUAGGAGGCGAGUUCGGGGAUCACUGAUCCUCUGUAGGCUCCUAGCGGCGUCUAGCCUUGGAACAGCUGCAAAAGCGGCGGGGCCUGGUGUUCUUCCCUUUCUUCCUUGCCACUCUUGAGCUGGCCCUCAAGAUCCAGGGAUCGGCAGGAGAGACCUGAGCCUUGGCGCUAGGAUGGGAAACAGUGCCCUCCGCGCUCAUGUGGAAACCGCGCAGAAAACUGGUGUCUUUCAGCUUAAGGACCGUGGGCUGACCGAGUUCCCCUCAGAGUUGCAGAAGCUGACAAGCAAUCUCAGGACCAUCGACUUGUCCAACAACAAGAUCGAGAGUCUACCGCCUAUGAUUAUAGGGAAGUUCACUCUGCUGAGGAGCCUGUCCUUGAACAACAACAAACUGACUGUCCUUCCUGAUGAGUUAUGCAAUCUGAAAAAACUAGAGACACUAAGCCUAAACAACAAUCACUUGAGAGAGCUGCCAUCUACUUUUGGGCAACUAUCUGCCCUUAAGACCCUGAGCCUCUCUGGGAACCAGCUGAGAGCACUACCAUCCCAACUUUGUAACCUACGGCACCUGGAUGUAGUGGAUCUCUCCAAGAACCAAAUUCGGAGCAUACCUGACACAGUGCAGGAGCUGCAGGUCAUCGAACUCAACCUCAACCAGAACCAGAUAGCUCAGAUCUCAGUGAAGAUAUCUUGCUGUCCUCGCCUUAAAGUUCUUCGUUUGGAGGAGAAUUGUCUUGAGCUCAGUAUGCUUCCACAGAGCAUCCUCAGUGAUUCCCAGAUCUGUCUGCUUGCUGUAGAAGGCAACCUUUUUGAAAUAAAGAAACUUCGAGAACUGGAAGGCUAUGAUAAGUACAUGGAGAGGUUCACAGCCACCAAGAAGAAGUUUGCAUGAUGUUCUCCAGGAGCAUGUGAACCAUACAGGACACUGACUUGGAACCUGUUGCAAUCUGGCUGAAUGAAAGGCUCCUGUUGUUGUCAAGGAUAUCUGCAGUGAGGAGAUGAUAUUCCAGGAGGUUAUAUUUCACUCAAUGAUCUUUUUCCUUUCCAGGGCUCAUCUCAAAUAAGCUAAAGGGAAUCAAACACAGGAACUCUUCCAUUUUGAGUCAUGGAUAGGGCAAAGGACAAUGUUGAUCUUCAAAACCAUCAUUUGUUUGGCUUUGAGAAACCCAGUAGCUAGUUGCUAUGUAUACAGUGAGGGGAUGCUGCCUGGUACCAGAAUAGCUCCACACAACAGCUUGAAAUUUCACGUGUCUCAAUGUGCGAGCUUUCAGAAAAUCAGUUGCCAUUCCACCCUGUGUUGACACUUCAUAUUUUUAUGAAAUUCAAAUAAUUCAUGAGAGGCUGCUAUGAGAGGCUGCUAGGAUUUAUGAUUUUACUCCAGUCCAUUAGUUCAAUUGCAAUGUUUAUACUUGGAAUUUAGGAUGUACAUAAAUGUAUAACUCGUGAUUAAAAGUGUGCUUUGUCAGAGAAGCAACAACACAACACUAAAAGGUGUUCCCAAGGCUGCAGUAGCAAUUUUUUUUUUUUUUACUAUUGCAGGUGCCUUAUUGAUAGAGGGCUCUGAAGAGCUAAAACUGUAUGCAAAACUUGUAAGAUACAAGGGUUUUAAUAAUCAAGAUUUUCCUGAAGCUUUGUCAGAAACAGUCUCUUAUUUCUGGUCAUCUUUUUGUAUUUACAACUCUAAUAAUCAAAUUAGCUAUAAAAAAGCUACUGCUACAGUAUUUUAUAACAACUUAUGUUUAUCAAAUUUAUUCUCUGAAUGAGAGAAUAUACUAAAUAAAGAUUUUUU